AAUUAUUUGCAAUUAUUCAAAAAUUAAAAAUAAACAGCAGCAUUUGAAAAUAUUCACGUGGUAUAAGAAAUCUACAGGGUGUACAAGUAGCAUACAUUUACUUAUGGUGCGCACUGUACUCGAAUGUGCAUUCUUUAAAUCAGCAUACAUGUAUGUUUUUUUUUUAAAGCACUUGUUUACUUCGUCGAAAAACAGCCAGGCUGCGGCCUAAAUAAAUACUAGUUUUCCGUACAUGAAACCAAAAUGUCACGAUUUCUUUUUGGGAUUGCUCUUUUAAUCUUGGUCCUUGUGACUGCUCUUUCUUCCGCUCAGAACUAUUGUGAUCCGGAACUGUGUCCAAGUGGAACACACGUGGCCUGCCAAUCCAGCGGACGCUUUGUGAGCGGCUGCAGCGGCGAGUUUGUCCAAGUGGAUCCCCACAUCCCGCUGAUUCUGCAGCAGCACAAUGAACGCCGCAACCUGAUCGCUGGCGGAGGAGUCAGUGGCUUCCCCAGUGCCGUCCAGAUGGCCACAAUGGCCUGGGAUGCGACACUGGCCCAAUUGGCCGCCUACAAUGCGCUGCAGUGCCGUAUGGCGCACGACGAAUGCCGCAACACGAACACGUAUCGCUAUGCGGGCCAGAAUCUGAGCAUCCUCUUCACCCGCAGCGUGGAUGUGGCCGUCUUUCUGCGCCAGAGGAUUGCCGCCUGGUUCGAUGAGAAUCGCUAUGCCAACAGUGGCGACAUUGAGAGCUACCAGUCACGCGGAGGACCAGCAAUUGGACACUUCACGACGAUGGUCAACGAACGUAAUAACCGAGUGGGAUGCGCGAUUGCCCGUUUUACGGACGCCAAUAACGUGCAGGCCACCCUGCUGGUUUGCAAUUACGCGGUCACCAACGUGUUGAAUAAUCCGGUUUAUAGGGCGGGUCCUGCCGCCUCGGAAUGUACUACUGGUCGGAACUCCAACUAUCCGAAUCUCUGCUCUCCGAACGAGGUGUACAACUACAAUCAGUGGUCGGGAUAA
Molecule: messenger RNA, 1005 nt
Organism: Drosophila teissieri
Lineage: Eukaryota; Metazoa; Arthropoda; Insecta; Diptera; Drosophilidae
Product: antigen 5 like allergen Cul n 1
Exons: 4
Coding region: 244-1005 (253 amino acids)
Source: RefSeq, a predicted model, not a curated record